This is a messenger RNA of Nicotiana attenuata, 552 nucleotides long. RefSeq lists its product as uncharacterized. The record is from RefSeq and is a predicted model, not a curated record. The coding region runs from base 1 to 552 and encodes 183 amino acids. NCBI's taxonomy places the organism in Eukaryota, Viridiplantae, Streptophyta, Magnoliopsida, Solanales, Solanaceae. The transcript has 2 exons.
AUGGAGAACCUACAGCUCCUUUUAAUGCAGCUAAGGGACUCAGAUGACUUAUUAUUAUUCUCUAGAGGAGAUAUUGAAUCUGUGGCUACCCUUCAUAGAUGUUUCAAAGACUUCUCAGAAGCAUCAGGUCUUCAAGCCAACAAAGAGAAAAGCUCCAUUUACUUUGGAGGGGUGGCUCAAGAUGUGCAGGAUCAAAUCCUAAAGUUCUUAGGAUUCCUUGAAGGAGAACUCCCCUUCAGAUAUCUGGGAAUUACUUUAGCUACAAAAAAGAUCUCCUUAAUCCAGUGGCAACCAUUGAUUAACAAGAUGGUGGCUAAAAUCACCUCUUGGACUGCCAAGAAGCUGUCAUAUGCAGGUAGAGCUCAGCUAAUUCAAACUGUUCUCUUUGGUAUCCAAGCUUACUGGGCACAACUUUUUGUUAUCCCCUCAAAAGUGCUAAAUACAAUUGAGGCCUAUUGUCGAAGCUACUUGUGGUCGGGCACAAAUACAAUCACUAGGAAGGCUUUACUAGCUUGGGAGAGGUCUGUACUCCAAAGUCAAUGGGUGGACUAG